Messenger RNA from Cydia fagiglandana, 3941 nucleotides. Its product is annotated as centrosomal protein of 162 kDa. NCBI's taxonomy places the organism in Eukaryota, Metazoa, Arthropoda, Insecta, Lepidoptera, Tortricidae. The transcript is spliced from 5 exons. Gene Ontology annotation, biological process: cilium assembly. The coding region runs from base 105 to 2009 and encodes 634 amino acids. Gene Ontology annotation, cellular component: centrosome; centriole; axonemal microtubule. The record is from RefSeq and is a predicted model, not a curated record.
UUUAAGAUGUUUGUUUUAUGGAUUUCCCUAAACAGAGUGGCGGUCUUAUUAAGCAAAUACUGUCUAAAAUUCUCUAAGACAACUCUUAGUUUCAGUUAGAAAUAAUGGCACAAAGUUCUGUUUCCAUGCGAGAUUACACUAGUAAUUCUAACGACAAUAGUUUGUCCACUAAAGAGUUUCUACAAAAUGAACAAUCUUGUGAGAAGUUUAAAGACAGUGACGAAGAAAUCAAGAUGAUAUUGACUGAAAUUAACAAGCUUUCUGGUGGCACCAACAACAGUCUGCUAGCUGGUGACACAGACGAUGUUGAUGUGAUACUCAAGAGAGCGGAAAAUAUCGCAUCUGAAACAGAACACUUACUGAAAAGUAGUCCUAUAGCAUCUGUUCUAAAUAUAACUCCAGAAACUAGUAACAAUAAAGUACCAGAAAUUAAAGUUACUAAACCAGCAUCAGCAGAUAAUGAUAAUAAGAUCGAAAAUAAAACUCCUGUGCACAAGGUGGCCAAGCAGAGUGGUAAAGAAAACGAAACACGACGUAAACCCAAAGCGAGGCCUUAUUCAGCCGGUGUCAUCGAUUCCAAGAAAAGAGAGUCCGCGAAAGUCGCCAGGUUUGUUACAAAUUCACCAAAACGUGCCUUAACUUGCAAACACGAACCUUUGAUUGAAGAGCUAAAAGACACCACCGAAAGAGCUAAAAGUCUAGAGCUUGCCAAUGUACAAUUGACAGAUGACAACAAAGUUUUGAGAAAACAAUUAGAAAAAGUCAACGAAGAGAAACAUGUUGCUGAACUCAAGUUGGUAGAAUGCGAAAAGUUUAUCGGACGCAUAGGAAAAGAAUAUGAAAAUAGAAACGCCGAAUUGAAAGCGGUCAGGCAAAAUGAGAGUAGAUUAAUGGCGGAGCUGCAGAAGGAACGUAAUGAGAGGAAGAAUUUAGCGCUACAACGCGAUAAGGACUCUGCUAUUACUCAAGAUUUGCAGAGGCAAGUCAAGGAAAUGGAGAUGAUUUUGAGGAGGAAACAUCCGGACUCUGUUUCAGCGUUAAUAGUUGCUGCAAAAUCAUCAACUGUUGAGGACAAUAAGAAAAAGUUAUUAGAGGAUCGUAUCGCGCGUUUGGAACAAGAACUAAAAGACAAAGAGACCCAUUUCCAAGGAAUUCUGCUGACUCUCCAAGAAAAGUUUGGUGACAUGAAACAAAAGUAUGAGAACCACAUUAUAGACGUAGAACGUCAGUUAAUGGAAGACCGAAAAGUGAACACUGAUUUAAAAAAUAAAUUAAAUAAGCUUAAUUUGGUGGAUACAGCUUCUCAGACGGUACCAAGGGGUCAGCAUUCUGUAAGUACGCAGACGGUUCUUAAACUUGACAGGGCGUCUUCUGCCGUGAGCAGGAUGACGCAAAAUUCGGCGCUUCUUAUAAACAAACUGAAGGAAGACAGUUAUCUGUGCGCUACUAUAAAGGGUCUGCAGGCAGAACUGACAGGCAAACAACGAACUAUUGCCAAGAUUAAUCGAGAAACUGAAGAGCUGAGGAAGAAUUUACGUAGUCUGCAGAAGGAAAAAGAAGUCCUGCUCCAUUUGAAUCCUCAAAAGAAACCAGGCUAUAGACCAAGCGCCAAAUCAGCCGAGAACAUUCUAGUCAAAGUGACCUCAGAGAUGGAAGCGGAACUGUCAGAGAGUAAGAAGCAUCAGGAAGUGCUGAUGCAAGAAAGAAGCAGCUUGCUUGACUCGCUCAAGCGGACCAAUGAGGAGUUCAUACUGCUUAAGAAGAAAAGGAUUCAGGAUCUCCACACCCUUCAACUGGCCCACGAAAAAGAGCUGAUGCAGAUGAACAUGCAAGUCUAUCCCCUGCAGGAAGAAAUCAAGCUUCUAACCAGGACCGUGGAAAUACUCCAAGAGCGUGUGAGGGCUGCCGACGACAAGCUCGUGAAGUACCAGGCCAGUGCUAAAGAGUAUGACGUCCAUGGGGGCGGUGACAACCCUAAUUUUAGAAAUAGAAAAGAUACUGGGCGUUGAUUCAGAUUUUUAUUGAGACAGAUUGAUUUUAGAGUUGCGGUAAAAGAGGUAUAGGGACCGCGCGUUGAAUGUUCUGCCAUCUUGUGGCCUGUAUCGGAAACAUAUGUGCACAUAUACAUUGCCAAAGAAAGUGCUACCAUCUACCGUUCUCGUCGGUACGUUUCCUUGUGAACAGUAGGCUCUGUCAUCUUGUGGGCUACAUCGGAAGCAUAAACGACACUUGCGCCUCGCGCCACAAAUCUGACGGCUCCUAUGCUGCCCCCUAUAGUUCAUGCACUGGGCCUAUAAUGCCUGUGAAUGAAUCGUGCAUAAUAUCGAAUUAGACAGCGGUAGAUGUCGCUGUAUGCCCCAGUACAAUAUCCGGUAAUUCAGGCUGUUAAAAGUUAACUUUUACCCCUUUGAACGCCACGCCUAUUAUAUUAUAGCGUGUGCGGCGCGUCAUUUGAUUUUGGGCUUUAGCCGCGCGCGUUACUUGACAUCUUUGGUGGAGGGUUUUAACAAUACUUUUGAGUCCGUUACCAUAAAACACUGUAUAACGCCAUCUAGUUCAAACUCGGGGCACUUUUUUCUUAGACUAUACCUCCUUUACUAUUAAAAUAUUAAAAACUUUGAACGCCGUGUUGAACAAUGUAUUGAAGGCGGGAGAUAGGUACUCUUGCCGAUUUACUGUUAGCUCGUUGGCGUUCAAAGGAUUGAAACGGUUAAGUACGUAUUUUUCGUGUUGUGUUAUUUGAUAUUGCUUUUGAUUGGUGUUUAUACAUUUAAUUCAUAGCACAAAAUAUUCCUUUGGUCCGUUUUCAUAACUAUGGUUUUCGUAACUGGCUGCCAAAGAUUUAUUUUUCCUGUUUCAUAAUUAAUUAUCAAACAAGAAUUCACUUUUUGCUUUCGUAAUCGAGUAUUUUUUCUUCAUUCGUAAUUAUACUGGGUCAAGCAAAUCUUGCCAGUAGCAAACGGCGGCAAAUUUGAAAAAUCGCGGGUUAGCAACACUGUGUUCGAAUAAUUCGAAAAUCGCGUGUCACCUGUGUUUUAUCUGUGGAAUGUGGAUCGCGAAUGACAGCCAUCAUCUUCUUUGUUUACAAUGUUUACAUUCUGAAUCGAUUCUAUUUCAAGAGAUAUUUCUGCUGUGUCACCAUUAAAUACCAAUAUAUUAAAUAAGAUUAUGCUCAAAGCUAAGAUGCCUACAGUGCCAACUGAGAAAUCUAAUAAAAUAUUAAAAUCCAGUAGGACAUCUAACCUGCUGAAGCAAUACAUUCUUGUUUAACGGCAUAAUCCACUUCUAAUUUUAUUUUGAGAUCUUCAAAUUAGUUAAUCAUUUUUAUCAACAUCACACACCGCUUUUAAAUUGUCCGUCCAUACCUAUUAAUAACAAUUUUUAACAUUUUCAAUAUGGAAGGUAGAGACUGUAGGUACUUCUACACUCCAUAAUUUUCAAUGGAGAAAUCCGCGAGUGACAAUUUGAAUUGACGUACGUAAUAGGGCGCGUUCAGCGGAAAAAAAAGUUCGAUGUACAUUGUACAUUGCUGCUUUUCUUAGCGCAAUACUACUCUUUGAGUGUUGCCCUACUUUAGUUUGCUUUACAUUGCUACUGACAAGAUUUGCUUGACGCACUUUAAUUAUCAAAACUUAUUACUUUUUCUUUUUUCAUAAUUGGACAUUUUCGUGUAAACUAUCAAGAAAUCGAUCAAGAGAUUGAAAGGGCAGUAGCAGAGUUAGUUGAAAACAAAAUAACUACCGGGCACUGCAUUCAGAUUAUUGCUCCAUUUAUGUAUUAGAUUAGACUAAGAAGAAUUAUUACGAAGUGAAAAUUAUAUUUUUUGUUAAAGGAAGUUAGGUCAUAUUUUUCUUUUAUUUUACUGUUAGUAAGGGUACUCUGUUUUAACAAGCUUUUCUAUCUAUACAAAUCUAGAAAAUUAAAGUAGAUGAUUUACAAUA